GCCUCUUACUUCCCCCGCCCCACGCACCCCGGAUCGCGCCAGCACCGUUCUCCCCUGGGUGCCGCUCGCGCCACCGCCCUCCUCCCAUGGCCGCUGAUGGCACCGUGUUCCCCUGCCCCCGAGCUCGCGCCGCCGGUCCCCUACAGUUCGAUGACCAACGUGCUUCAGUCCAAAUCCAUAUGCGGGGAGCUGCGAGGAUGAAUUGCUUUUUGGGAAAAUGGAGCUCCAAAAAAAUGUGUCUACAUUUCGCAGCAGGACGAGUGAUUGAUUGCUCAAACAGUCAAACUAGUACUACUGCGAUUGAUCUGGAAGAAAUCCCAGUGCUUGAAGUGUUCGUUUUUACCAUGGAAAUGGAAGAAGAAUUAGUGCUACAAGAGAUUAGUACCUGGCUGCUGCUUGACAGGCUCUGGGACGAGGGGAAUCUGCUGGAUUGGAGGAGCCUUGGCCUCCUCCUGCUUGGGAGCCUCUGGAAUGGUAGUGGCAGGAGGAGUCUGCUGGACUGGUGCAGGAAGCGUAGCCGGGUCGGAUUGAACCAAGGACUGUGAGCCGCCAUUGCUGCUGCUGGAGCUCCUGUUUGGAGAAUUGGCAGCGAUGAGAUGUACCUUGUCCCGAAGCUCCUAUAUCCACUUAUUUGCCCGGAUGUAUGAAUCUGACUGUAAGAAUAAGGUGUGUCCCUCUACAUAUCAAGAGGAAAAAUUGAUUGCCGA
Triticum aestivum (bread wheat) is the source of this 707-nucleotide messenger RNA. RefSeq lists its product as uncharacterized. Lineage: Eukaryota; Viridiplantae; Streptophyta; Magnoliopsida; Poales; Poaceae. The record is from RefSeq and is a predicted model, not a curated record.